CACAAAAAUAGAAACUAUAUACUUGCAAACUAGAGUAGAACUAGAGUGUACAAAAAUAUAAUUACAUACUUUUUUUUAUCAGAUAAGUAGUGGGCAAAUGUAUUUGUAAUUAAACAUUUUUGUUUAUAGUGUAAGUUGUACGAAAAAACCAACAAAAGACCACUCUUUUGAUUCCAAUAUAGAAAAUAAAAUGAAAUGAACAGAUUUGCAAUGUUCGUUAAAGGGCUUUUGGGUAAAUCAUUUUGCUGGGGCAUUAUGGUGGCCUCAUUUACGUGGAUAAUUACAAUUUUAUUGUAUUUCCAUUUAUCAAAAGAAACAUUUAGAGGUUUCAAUGGAAAUAAUAAUAAUCCUAGGGCACAAGCAUUUGAACAAGGACUAUCUACGGCAACAAACAUUCCAAUUAUUGCCAAUCACAAUAACCACGAAGACAGUAUUACUUUGCAACAAAUUAGUACCACGAAACAUUCCGUCAAUCCAUUAGUGUCCAAAUAUGCAUUUAUACAAAGAUUAGGUAAUGUCAACAGGUAUGGGAUAAUAAAUAAUUUAGAUGACCAACAUAUUCGUGAUUUAGGCUAUAAAAAUCAUGCAUUUAACGCAUUAGUCAGUAAUAAUAUUGGACUAAUACGUGAUAUUCCAGAUACUAGACACAAGAUCUGCCAUAAACAAGUUUACGAUGAAGAACUUCCAAGCGCUUCAAUUGUCAUGUGCUAUUACAACGAACACAAGAUGACACUUUUGCGUUCUAUUAAAUCCAUAUUGGAUAGAACGCCCAUGAAAUAUCUAAAAGAAAUUAUUCUAGUCGAUGAUUUUAGUGAUGCGUCAGAUUUGACAAGUGGACUCAUAGAAGAAAUACGUAAAUUCGAUGAAGACUCCAAAGUCAGAUUAUUAAGAAACACCAAAAGAGAAGGUCUAAUAAGAGCUCGUGUAAUUGGAGCUCGAAAUUCAACAGGCGACAUACUAGUUUUCUUAGACAGUCAUAUUGAAGUGAACAAAGAUUGGAUACAACCUCUUUUGAAUAUUGUUAAACAUGAAAAUUCAACACUUGCUGUUCCGGUUAUUGACAUAAUCAAUGCAGAUACAUUCCAAUAUACACCAAGUCCUCUUGUACGAGGUGGUUUCAAUUGGGGAUUACAUUUUAAAUGGGAAAAUCUUCCAGAUGGAACUUUAAAAGACGAAAAUUCAUUCUCAGGACCAUUCAAGUCACCUACCAUGGCUGGAGGAUUAUUUGCUGUCGAUAGACGAUAUUUUACUCACAUUGGUGAAUAUGACAUGGGCAUGGACAUUUGGGGUGGAGAAAAUCUUGAAAUUUCAUUCCGUGUCUGGCAAUGUGGAGGUGCUAUUAAGAUAAUGCCUUGUUCUCGAGUGGGGCAUAUAUUUCGAAAACGACGACCAUAUAGUUCACCAGAAGGUGUCAAUACAAUGCUCAAGAAUUCUCUUAGACUAGCAUAUGUUUGGAUGGAUGAGUUUAAGGAUUACUACAUAAAGCACGAAAAUAUUGGUAGAUUUUUUGACUAUGGUGACAUUAAAGAACGAAUUCAAUUGAGAGAAAAUUUAAAAUGCUCGAAUUUUUCAUGGUACAUGCAAAAUGUUUAUCCAGAACUUGAUUUACCUGGAGAACAUAAAAAAUCAGCUAAAAACUCAAAAUCUGUUUUUCAACCAUGGCACUCACGGAAAAGAAAAUAUACAAGUAGCUUUUUAAUGAGGUUAUCUGGGACCAAUUUAUGUGCUUCAGUUGUUGGUCCUAAAGUAAAUGGUUUCUAUAAGAAAGGAAGUACAAUUAUAUUGCAGAUCUGUAUGAAAGCAAAGAAUCAAAUAUGGUACGAAACAGAAAAGUCUGAAAUAAUUUUGGAUAAAUUAUUGUGUUUGGAAGCAUCAUUAAGCUCAAAUUAUGCAUAUCCAGUACUUGGCAAAUGUCAUGAAAUGUUAGGUGAUCAACAAUGGAAGCAUACAAGCUCUGAGAGCAGCCCUAUAUACAAUAUGGCAACUGGAACAUGUAUAAGAGCAUCAGAAGCAGUUGAAGGAGCUACUCUCAAAUUGGACCUUUGCACUAAAAAUGUCCCAAAUGCAUGGGACAUUAUUUCAAUGGAAUAAAAAACUGUUAAUUAUUAUAUAAUUAAUACAUAUUAUUAUUAUUAUUAAGUUUUAUUUGUCUGAAUGUAUUCAUUUUGUAAGACUUGUAUAAAAAAAACUUUUGUUGAAUAGAUAAUAUUUACAUUUUUGUUAGAGAUGA
Molecule: messenger RNA, 2230 nt
Organism: Episyrphus balteatus (marmalade hoverfly)
Lineage: Eukaryota; Metazoa; Arthropoda; Insecta; Diptera; Syrphidae
Gene: Pgant35A
Product: polypeptide N-acetylgalactosaminyltransferase 35A
Exons: 8
Coding region: 196-2091 (631 amino acids)
Biological process (GO): regulation of Notch signaling pathway
Cellular component (GO): Golgi apparatus
Molecular function (GO): Notch binding
Source: RefSeq, a predicted model, not a curated record